AUGAGAUAUGCCAAAGGACUGGAGGAGACGGACACGUGGCAGGAAGUCAUUGGUGGGAUUGGAGCGGAGGAGUUGGGGGGUGGAGGCGAGAAGGGGAGCGACAGUGGAAGGGGAGGAGAUGCCGAGGUGGGAGGAGAAGAAGCGGUAGAGGCUUGGCCUAUCGCCGAUCCGAUGACCAUCAUAGCGAGUCACUUUCUAAUGAUAGCCGAUGUAGCGAUAAACCAUCGGCAUCGUCCCGCGUGGACGUCCGCGUCGCUGCCUCUCCAGAGGAGCCUCUCUGAUCGGUCUUCAAUCGUCUGUUCCACUCGCAUCUGCCAGACUGCUGCUUGCCGUGCGAUGCACGCGAUGGCGUGGAAGCCGCUCACGAAACUGAUACGGUUGAGGCAGGACGGUGGCCCUUGUGGGCUCGGCGGCGCAGAGCGAGCAGCAGGUGCAGCAGCGAGUGGAGGAGUGGAGGCGACGGCAGGAGAAGGAACGGGGAAAAACAUGAUCAGAACGCAAGAGAAUCUCGCUCUCUCUCGACACUCUCUUGCCCUUCACCUUGCACUUUUGUCCGACAUUCACCUCCUCGCUUCCUCCGGAAUAUUGAGCAUGUGCCCCCCUUCCCUGCAAUGCAUCGGAGGUACCUUCCUUUCAUCCACACUCCACACUCCCCUUUUCGUCCUCUUUCCCUCGCCCUACCCUUCCCCUUUCCUCCCAUACCAUCCCCUUUCUCUCCUCUUCACCUCUCAUUUCCCUAACCUUUCCCUCACCUUACCCUACCCUUUCCCUCCCCCUUUUCUCCCCUUUCCCACACCUUUCCCUCCCGUUCUCCCCCCUUCCCCUCCUCUUGCCUUCCUCCUUCCCUCCCAAGCCAGGCGUGGCGGGAGUGUGGCAGAGCUGCAGAGCACAACCCCCAUGUAG
Closterium sp. NIES-65 is the source of this 903-nucleotide messenger RNA. The record is from the annotation of a GenBank genome assembly. NCBI's taxonomy places the organism in Eukaryota, Viridiplantae, Streptophyta, Zygnematophyceae, Desmidiales, Closteriaceae.